This is a messenger RNA of Hemibagrus wyckioides, 4994 nucleotides long. It is a transcript of the gene spock1, whose product is annotated as SPARC (osteonectin), cwcv and kazal like domains proteoglycan 1. The record is from RefSeq and is a predicted model, not a curated record. Gene Ontology annotation, molecular function: protein binding; calcium ion binding. NCBI's taxonomy places the organism in Eukaryota, Metazoa, Chordata, Actinopteri, Siluriformes, Bagridae. The transcript has 12 exons. The coding region runs from base 201 to 1604 and encodes 467 amino acids.
AGUCGCGCGCCUCGGUUUCAUCCCCAGUCGGGCUCAGUGUAGCUGCGCACUUUGCUCGUUACGCACGCUUCCACUUCCACUUGCGCUCCUUUGGAUAUUCGCACCAACGGGUUUCGUGGCUUUUUUUCCCUCCACACACCAUUUGCCAAAACUUGGUACACUAACCACACCGGAUAGCCGAGCGCGGGCCAUCCAAGGCGAUGCUGUGCGUGCUGCUGUUACCUAUCGCCGCUUUCCUGCUGCGCGCGGAGGCGGCGGUCGGCAUCAACAACAACCAUCACCACAACAACAAUAACAACAACAACGGGAACACGGCGGACACGGACAAGUGGAUCAGCGACAAGGACAAGUACUGGAGCAAAUUCCGUGAUGAUGAUUACUUCAGGACCUGGAGCCCAAGCAAAGCACAAGAGAAAGAGCCAGAGAACAGGCCCAGGAGACAUGGGGAACCAGGAUCCAAAACACACCCAGUGCAGGCUAAAUGGAGGACUGAGGAUGGUUUGGACAUUACUAAAGAUCCGUGUAUGAAGGUGCGCUGUCCUCCUCACAAAGUGUGUGUGAGUCAUGACCUCCAAACAGCCAUCUGCACCAAUCACAAACCUCCACAGCACAGCAUUAAGCCAAGGAAAGGCAGCCAUCUCCAUAAGCACUGGAUGGAAGCAAUGAAUCAUGGGAAAUGUAGACCUUGUCCUGGUGUCCAUCCUAGUCCAGUGUGUGGCUCGGAUGGUCAUACCUACACCUCAAAGUGUAAGCUGGAGUUCCAGGCAUGUGUCUCGGGAAAGAACAUCUUAGCAAAGUGUGAAGGACCGUGUCCCUGUCUGCCUGGACAGGAAGUCUUCAAGCCACACACUGAAAAGAAUGCUUGCAGUGACGCUGAUCUGAAGAGUUUGGCCUCUAGACUGAAGGACUGGUUCGGGGUCCUGCACAUGGAUGCCAACCGAGAUCUGAAGAUUUCUGCCAAUGACAACAGUCAAGGACGUUUUGACACCAGCAUCCUCCCCAUCUGUAAGGACUCUCUUGGUUGGAUGUUCAACAAGUUGGAUAUGAACUACGAUCUCCUGCUCGACCAGUCAGAGCUCAGCGCCAUCUAUCUGGACAAGUACGAGCUGUGUAUGCGCCCACUCUUCAACUCCUGUGACUCCUUUAAAGACGGGAAGCUUUCCAACAAUGAGUGGUGCUAUUGCUUCCAGAAACCAGAUGGUCUGCCCUGUCAGAAUGAAAUAAAUAGGAUUCACACUCAAAGCCGACGGAAGUCUCUCAUAGGAGCAUAUGUCCCUCGCUGCACAGAGGAUGGCUACUUUAAGACCACACAGUGUCAUGGCAGCACAGGCCAGUGUUGGUGUGUUGAUAAAUAUGGCAAUGAGAUUGCCGGUUCCAGGAAACAAGGCAACCCCAUCUGUGAGGAGGAUCAGGAGACCUCAGGGGAUUUUGGCAGCGGAGGAGCCGUCAUUCUUCUUGAUGACCAGGAGGAGGAGGAGGAGCCUCCACAGAACAGGCGGCGCAGACAGAAGGAGAAGCGCGGCAGGCUCCGCCCCCGCGGGGCCAUUGAAGAUGAUGAAGACGAAGAAGACGACAAAGAAGACGAGAUUGGCUACAUCUGGUAGCUCCACCCCCAUCUCCCGCUGGCCAACCAGGGACCCCGGUUGUAAUGCACAGUUCUGAAGCCAUUCCAACCCCAUGCUCUGGAUCUGAAUCUCAAAAAGAAAAAAAACAUCAAUAACUAUAACCUGCAUCACCUGUAUUUUUGUUUAUUAUUAUUAUUAUUAUUAUUAUUAUUAUUAUUAUUAUUAUUAUUUUCUUUUCUUAAUUGUGUGUUUCCUCUUUUCUGGCUGUUCUAAACAAUAUCAAUCAGUAAAAACUCUCAUAAUUACAUAAACACAUUCUGUAUCUGGAAAUGGCAACCAUUUGCUCCCACUCUUGUUUUUCAUUACAGGAAUCCAUACCACCUUUUCUUUCUAUUUUUUUUUCUUUUCUCUCUCUCUUUUUAUCCAUCCACAGAGCUCCUGAAGCCAUUUGAGAGCUGCGGCUGUAAAUAUUUCUUUUUCUCUUCAGACAGAUGAGGCGUUACAUCUCCCUCCAUCCCAGAGUCUCUCACCUGAGCCUUCUAGAAGACUCCUGGAAGUACUAGAAGGUUCUUCCUGUGGCUUAGAAGGUCAUUAAAUAAGUAAAAAAAAAAUAUGAUUAUAAUAAGCGUGCGAGAUGUAGGAAAGGUUCUGGUGUGUUUUAGGAGGCUCUAGUGAGAUUCUUGAAGGGCCUAUGCAUGCUCCCCACUGUGGAGGCGAGAAGAAGGUGAUGUUUUUUUUUUUUUUUCAGCUGGUGGCUAAUAGAAAGCCAAUGAGCAUUUUAUUUUGUGAUACUGCUGUUGUUUGCUGAUGCUCUGCUUCAUUCUGUUGCUGGAUGGUCGCCACAGUGCUACCACAAAUCUCUAUUAACAAAAGUUUCCAUUCCACUGGACAGUGUGGUACAGUGAUCUUAUGGUACUGUAACUAAUCUGCUAAUCCUUUGGGUUUCCCUUCUUGCCAAGGCAGAAGGAACACCAAACUGGGAGCUAGAAAUGGUGUAAAGCUUUGACUGUUGAAAUAUAAUUGUCAUUGUAUCGUUCCAUGAGUCACCCAUAAUUAAAAUAAGGAGCUACAGGACUGUUUUUUGAUUCCACAUAAUUCCAAAUGGAAAAGCAGACCAUGAAGCUCCCCCAUUGUUGCAAUUAUCAUUAGUCUUGGAUGUUAGCAUUGGCAUUUCCCGGGAUGUGAUCACCUUACAACCUCUAGAGAACUGCUCCGAUUUUCCUAAGUACCCUUAUGGAAAUGGACACAGGUACUGAACCAGGAUGCAGAUAGUUCUGAAUUCCAUACCAUACCGUCCCAUACCACACUGUCCAAUGGAAAAGCAGAAAAGUGUGUGUCUGUGUGUGAGUCCAAACCAAUUAGUAGCCAAACCUUCACCACAUCCGACCCAAGUAAAAAUGUUUCCUUUAUGCAAUCAUUCCUUUUCAGUCAUUCUUGCAUAUUUAUGUUCAAAUUUUGUUUCCAAGAAAGUCUAGGAACCUUCCCCCAGCAGUGAGUGUGUGCAUGACACACCAUCAAGUUACAUACCAUACAAUUCCACUAAAUGCUCUCUUAUUCUGAAAUAGAAAUAAUGGAUGGACACAAAAUCUCUUUAUGGCCUCUUCAAUGUCAAGCUGGGUGCUUUUGUUAACCUGGCUGUAGCACUUUUUUUUUCCCAACUUCCUUUCAAAGCAGGCAACAUUUUAUUUUGACAGACUCUUAAGAAAAAUGGAUGUUAUAAAUGCAGUUUAUUCCGCUGUGCUCAGCCGUCCGUAUGGUGUGUAAAGAACAAAAAACUGCAUAGUUUUGAAUAGAAACUAUUAGGACUUAGCUCUUUUCCAUCCUACAGAGAUAAAUCAUACUCCGUGUAUAAACGUCCAGCAUGAGACUAGGUGAGAAAGUUGGUGAUUAAACAGUUCUGUCGGUUUUAAAGGGACGUUUCAAGGCUCUAAGAGUCAGACCUGAGCUCUGGGUUUAAUAAAUCAGAUUCAAGCUGUCACAUAAGCUUAAUCAUAAUGACAUGCCCCUCUGUGGAGUCUGAUCAUUGAGGAGACGGAUUAUAGUGCAUUUAUUUGCUGAUAGCAGAAGUGAUUAGAUCACGGCAUUCAGCUCAGUGGAUUUGUCUUUGUCUCUCAGAGCCACAUUUACACGCAUCAAUGGGAUAUUUAUUGGCAUUUGUGAUGGACAGAGAGAGAAAUAAUAAUGAUGGUGAUGAUGGUGAUGAUAAGGAUAUAUAUAGUAAUGCUUAUCUGUUAUCUAUAUUUGACAUACAAAUACACUUCAGCAAAUUCAGUUUGCAUGUCUGAUCAGUGGUUCUCAAGGCGUUGAGUCUCGGGGUCCAAGGAGGUCUAACCAGGGGUCUGUAAUUUUUUAUUAUUUUAUAAAUUUGUUUCAUUGAUAAAAAAAAAAAAUCCUAACCCAUUAUUGAGUUAUUAUUCAGGAUAUAUAUAUAUUUAUUGAUGUAACUUUACACAUUAUCAUGCACAGGAGUGGAUAAAGAUGUUUGUUUGGUUCAAGAGAGUGUGAAGUAGAGUUUAUUAGAAUAACUGAAUGGAAAUUUGUCUAGAUUUUCAGUUUUCAAUGGUAAAGAAAGAGUUUGCUGAACUCUCACACUCAGGAAGUACUUGAGAUCCUUGGGAUUGAGUUUAUAGUUUAAUGGAGGGUUCCUAGCAGGGACGGUUUGACAACGCUGACUUUAAAUAACUCUACAGUCGACAUCUUCAUUGUCCAUCAGAAAGCAGGAAGUUCGGUUGUUACCGACCACAGUCCUGUGUCUGUUCUGCUUCAGCACGAAACUCCACCCUCUCCAUUCUACCAUCAGUUGGUUUGCUAAUGCACUAUGAACCACCUUAUUAAUUCAGUAAUCAUUCCUACAAUACACACACACACACACACACACAGUACUGCUAAUGCUAUUGCAGAAACCACUAAUGCACCAGUUACAGUAAAUGGCCAUAUUUGCAAGAGUCUUCUUUGUUAAUUCUCUAUAUUUUUUACUUUGUAAAAACGAUAAAGACAACAGAUUAAAAAAAAAAUACAUAAAAGAGUACUAAAAUUAUGAUGUAAUAUAAUACAGUAGUGUGGCUUUGUCCAUUUGCAUUGCAGAUAUUGGGUGUAUAAGUCCCCUGUAGUCUUAACUGUAAUGUAGACCUUUUCCUCUCCUAUUCUCUCUCUCUCUCUAAUCUCCUCUUCCUCUCUCUCUCUCUUUCAGAGUGUGUACUAGUGUUCUCAGUUUUAUGCCUGUCUUCUUUUCCCUCCUUUCCUCUCCCUGCUCCUGAGUCCUGCUGGAAUGUUGAUGUUCUGGGCUGAAUCCCUUUCUGUUUGUUCAGGUUUUAUUUCUUUCCCCCUUUUUUUUGGGAUUUGAUUUUUCCUAAAAAUUUCAUCUGUAAAACGGUUUCAUGAAAAAAAUGUUUGUCUGAAUAAAUCUGGAGUCUGUCCUUGUCCACUUUC